UUGUUCUUUCCCCCUCCCCCUCCCUUCCUCCCUCCCUCUUCUCCCCAAGAUGGCGGCACCGGCGGGCGACUGAGGGGAGCUGUUGGCCGAGAGCUGGGAAAGAUCAACCCUGGCUGCCGCGGGAAAGGGGAAAAAAAGACGACGUCCCCGCCUCGUGGGUUUUUUCCCCCUCCCUCUCUCUCUCUCUCUCUCUUGCCGCUUCCCUUUCGGCCCUCUAGGAGGAUGGUAAAAUGACCCAAGUGGGGAAGAAAAAGAAAAGGGCCGCCAACCGCAGCAUCUUGCUGGCUAAAAAGAUCAUCAUUAAGGACGGCGGCACGCCUCAAGGGAUAGGUUCUCCUAGUGUCUACCAUGCUGUCAUUGUUAUAUUUUUGGAAUUUUUUGCUUGGGGACUUCUAACAGCACCUACCUUGGUGUAAGUGUUGCAUGAAACCUUCCCAAAGCAUACGUUAAUGAAUGGCUUAAUUCAAGGAGUAAAGGGUUUGUUGUCUUUUCUGAGCGCUCCUCUGAUUGGAGCGCUGUCUGAUGUUUGGGGCCGAAAAUCAUUCCUGCUGCUAACAGUAUUUUUUACCUGUGCUCCGAUUCCACUGAUGAAGAUCAGUCCGUGGUGGUACUUUGCAGUUAUUUCUGUCUCUGGAGUCUUUGCAGUGACGUUUUCAGUGGUAUUUGCAUAUGUAGCUGAUAUAACCCAAGAACACGAAAGAAGCAUGGCCUAUGGCUUGGUUUCAGCAACAUUUGCUGCCAGUUUAGUUACCAGCCCUGCCAUUGGUGCCUAUCUUGGUCGAGUGUACGGAGAUAGUCUGGUGGUCGUCUUAGCUACAGCAAUUGCGUUGUUGGACAUAUGUUUUAUUCUUGUUGCUGUUCCUGAAUCACUGCCUGAAAAAAUGAGGCCUGCAUCAUGGGGAGCACCUAUUUCUUGGGAACAAGCAGAUCCUUUUGCGUCAUUGAAGAAAGUUGGUCAAGAUUCUAUAGUGCUGCUAAUCUGCAUCACGGUCUUCCUCUCCUAUCUCCCUGAGGCAGGCCAGUAUUCCAGCUUCUUCUUGUACCUCAGACAGAUAAUGAGAUUUUCAUCAGAAAGUGUCGCAGCAUUUAUCGCCGUCCUUGGGAUUCUCUCCAUUGUGGCACAGACGAUAGUUCUGAGUUUACUUAUGAGAUCGAUUGGAAACAAAAACACCAUCUUACUUGGUCUUGGAUUCCAAAUAUUGCAGCUUGCAUGGUACGGUUUUGGCUCCGAACCUUGGAUGAUGUGGGCAGCAGGGGCUGUAGCAGCCAUGUCAAGCAUCACAUUUCCAGCAGUGAGUGCCCUUGUGUCACGAACUGCCGAUGCCGAUCAACAGGGAGUUGUCCAAGGAAUGAUAACGGGAAUUAGAGGACUCUGUAAUGGUUUGGGACCAGCGCUUUGGUUUAUAUUCUACAUCUUCCAUGUAGAAUUGAAUGAAAAUCCAAUGAGUGAAAAUGAAGUCAAUGUGCCCCCCCAACACCAUUCACAGCAAAAUUCCAUCAUCCCUGGGCCCCCAUUUUUAUUUGGCGCAUGUUCAGUGCUGCUGGCUCUACUUGUUGCCUUGUUUAUUCCCGAACAUACCAAUUUAAAUGGUCGUUCUAGCAGCUGGAAAAAACACUGUGGUGGACAUGGACAUCCCCACAGCCCACAGGCCCCUGGAGAGGCCAAAGAACCUUUAUUACAGGACACAAAUGUAUGAUGACAAAACCCAAGGACUCAUAGAGCAAGUUUUAUUUUUUCACCUGCAGCUCUGGAUACACAUUCCAUUUCCAUUGAAAUUGUCGUUUCUUAAGAUGUCCUUAAGGAAUGGAUCUCUU
Thamnophis elegans (Western terrestrial garter snake) is the source of this 1815-nucleotide messenger RNA. RefSeq names its product major facilitator superfamily domain containing 14A (gene SLC71A1). Gene Ontology annotation, molecular function: transmembrane transporter activity. Gene Ontology annotation, biological process: transmembrane transport. The record is from RefSeq and is a predicted model, not a curated record. Gene Ontology annotation, cellular component: membrane. NCBI's taxonomy places the organism in Eukaryota, Metazoa, Chordata, Lepidosauria, Squamata, Natricidae.